Periophthalmus magnuspinnatus is the source of this 2324-nucleotide messenger RNA. It is a transcript of the gene masp1, whose product is annotated as MBL associated serine protease 1. Lineage: Eukaryota; Metazoa; Chordata; Actinopteri; Gobiiformes; Gobiidae. Gene Ontology annotation, molecular function: serine-type endopeptidase activity; calcium ion binding. The record is from RefSeq and is a predicted model, not a curated record. Gene Ontology annotation, cellular component: blood microparticle; extracellular region. Bases 72 to 2189 code for a protein of 705 amino acids. The transcript has 13 exons. Gene Ontology annotation, biological process: complement activation; zymogen activation.
UUCCUAGACUCCCGGUGCUGCUGGCUCUGCUCUCAUUGGCCGUGGAGGGUCAUGUGAUCACGCUCUCAUCCAUGUACGGGAGCCUGGAGUCGCCAAACUUCCCCGAGCCGUAUCCCAGAGACCUGGACCUGGUCUGGGACAUCCGAGUCCAGGCCGGGUUCAGGAUCAGACUGGACUUCAGCCACUUCCACCUUGAGCCGUCGUACCUGUGCGAGUACGACUACGUCAAGGUGGAGGCAGAUGGAGAGCUCUUAGGUCUCUUCUGCGGCUCAGAGCCCACAGACACAGAGGCGGUGCCAGGCUCCACCUCCUCCUCCUCCUCCACCUCCUCCUCCUCCUCCACCUCCUCCUCCUCUCCUCUGCUCUCCCCCUCCUCGUCUCUCUCCAUCACCUUUAGGACAGAUUAUUCAGACGAGGACAGAUACACAGGCUUCAGAGCCCACUACACAGCCCAGGACGUUGAUGAGUGCCUGGAGCGUUCAGACGAGGAGCUGCUCUGUGAUCACUUCUGUCAUAAUUUCAUUGGAGGAUUUUACUGCUCCUGUCGCCAUGGAUACAAGCUCCACCCCGACAACCGCACCUGCACAGUCCACUGCAAAGAUGUGGUUUUCCGGGAGACUUCCGGGAUCAUCAGUAGUCCGGAAUUUCCUGGAUCUUACCCCAAAUCCUCAGACUGUCAGUACCAGAUCCAAGUCCAGACCGGGUUCAGGGUCCGACUGGAAUUUGACCCAGUUUUUGAUGUGGAGGACCAUCCAGAGGCUACCUGCCCCUACGACUACGUGAAGGUGGUGUCUGGGGGCCGUGAGUUGGGUCCGUUCUGUGGGUCUGUGGCUCCUGGUUCCAUCGAGACUGAGUCCAGUUCUGUGAUGAUCCUGUUCCACAGCGACAACUCAGGAGAGAACCAGGGCUGGAGCCUCAACUACACCACUACAGGAAGUGUAUGCCCCGCCCCUGAGACUCCGCCCCACGCUGUUCUGAGUCCCGUCCAAUCAGAAUACAGCUUCACAGACCACGUGCUCUUCACCUGCCAAUCAGGGCACAGGAUUCUGAAGGAUGGACACUUCCUGGAGCACUUUCAGAUCGACUGUCUGGCCAAUGGGACGUGGAGCAGCAGCGCCCCCUUGUGUCAGGAGGUGGACUGUGGGAAUCCUCCUCCUGUGACUCGGGCUCAGAUCCUGUUUUUGGAUCAGAACAGAACCACGUUUGGGUCCAAGGUCCGGUACCAGUGUGAGACGGAGCCGGGACUGAACCUGAGCACGAGUGAGUUCAGGUGUGCAGCCAACGGGAAGUGGACCAGCCCAGAGACCGGGACCAGACCCCCCUCCUGCCAGACAGGCUGUGGACUGUCUCGGUCUCUUCCGUCUUUGGUGAAGCGGAUCGUUGGAGGUCGGACGGCAGACUCUGGAAUGUUCCCCUGGCAGGUCCUGCUCCAAGUCCAGGACCGGACCAGGAUCCCAGAGCAAAACUGGUUUGGAUCCGGGUCUCUCUUGUCUGAGACCUGGGUCUUAACCGCCGCCCACGUCCUCAGGUCCCCACGGAGAGACGGGUCUGUGGUCCCCCUAGACCCCCAGCACAUCCAGGUCUUCCUCGGGGUCCACAGCUCCAGUCUGAAGCACCAGGCGCAGCAGAGGAUUGUGGGAGCUGUAGUCCUUCAUCCCGACUUCCAGCCCCAGAACUACAACCACGACAUCGCCCUCCUGAGGCUGAGCAGCGCGGCGCAGCUCAGUGAUGUCAUCCGUCCUGUCUGCCUCCCACCAAUCAGGAGCCAGACCGACCCUCCUCUGCCGGAGCCGCACACUCUCGGGGUGGUGGCGGGAUGGGGCCUGUCCGUGACCCCUGACCCCGCGCUGUCCCCUGGCCCCGCCCCCCUGACCUCUGACCUGCUGCAGUUCGUGAAGCUGCCGGUGGUUCCUCAGGAGGAGUGUGUGGCGAGCUACGCGUCGCGCUCCGCCGACUACAACAUCAGCCUGAGCAUGUUCUGUGCCGGGUACAGCGAGGGCGGGCGCGACACCUGCCCGGGCGACAGCGGGGGGGCGUUUGGACAGGACCAGAGACAGGACCAGAGGUGGACCGUGGUCGGGAUCGUGUCCUGGGGCGGGCCUGAGGACUGUGGGUCUAAGAGGGUCUACGGAGUCUACACACGAGUGGAACACUACAGAGACUGGAUCCUACAGACUAUGAAGGACUAGACCAGGACUGAACCAGGACUAAACCAGGACUAGACCAGGACUAGACCAGGACUGAACCAGGACUAAACCAGGACUAGACCAGGACUAGACCAGGACUGAACCAGGACUAAACCAGGACUAGACCAGGACUAGACC